AUGCAGGCUUCCGCCAUUCGAAACCACGCUGCAAGCCGGAUACACCAGGUGGCCGUGGCAGCAUACUAUUCGCCAGGAGGCCAGCCAGAAGAGCUGCUCCUGCAGAACACGGAAGAUCAGGGCCUGCUCCAAGGCCAUGUGCCGCAGCUCAGUGACCUGCUGCGAGUCCAGACAUUUUUGCUGAACCCGGUGAGCUAUUAUGCGAUGGCCAAUAUUACUCUCACUGAAACCUUCCUGGCAGGGGUUCGGCAGGAGGUCUCCCGCAGAGCAGCAUCCAGCAUAGUCCGGAUUUACUGCGGUGUCAUCAGGAAGCAGAAGAUAGCUGUUUUGGAGAAGGCCACCACGGUCUUUUUGUCCUUUGACGAGAAAUGUCCUGCCCUUGUGAUCCGCUACAGCGACGUCUUGGGUCGGCAUCAAUGCGGUGUGCUGGCCGCAUGGUCUGCUGGCCUCCCUUCUCUUGCGUCGAUGGAGACGGACAGGUCUCAAGUGAAGAGUGCCUCUCAGCAGCAAGUGGUGAAUGGCCUGUCCAGUGACUUUGUAAUGCCAAGACGCUGUUGUGCUCAUGCUGACCGGUCUGUGUGCAAAUGGAAGGAAGAGAUCCUGGCCGCUGUGCGGGAUUUCUACACUGGCCUUGAUGGCGUUUUGCAGGAACAGAAGAUGCUGGCCUUUCUAGGGAAAAUCCGGGGGGCAGCCGUGGAUGGUGCGAGCGCCAUGCCAAAAGUUGCGGGUCUCUUGAGAUCACACUGCCCUGCGAUGGCCUUUCACUUCAGAGACCGAGCACACGCGGUGAGGAGCCAGGUUUAG
Messenger RNA from Symbiodinium natans, 804 nucleotides. Lineage: Eukaryota; Dinophyceae; Suessiales; Symbiodiniaceae. The record is from the annotation of a GenBank genome assembly.